This is a messenger RNA of Spodoptera frugiperda (fall armyworm), 1455 nucleotides long. It is a transcript of the gene Mdh1, whose product is annotated as malate dehydrogenase, cytoplasmic. Gene Ontology annotation, cellular component: cytosol; mitochondrion. Bases 191 to 1186 code for a protein of 331 amino acids. Gene Ontology annotation, biological process: tricarboxylic acid cycle; malate metabolic process; oxaloacetate metabolic process. NCBI's taxonomy places the organism in Eukaryota, Metazoa, Arthropoda, Insecta, Lepidoptera, Noctuidae. Gene Ontology annotation, molecular function: L-malate dehydrogenase (NAD+) activity. The transcript is spliced from 2 exons. The record is from RefSeq and is a predicted model, not a curated record.
AGAUAAUGGAGCGGUACCUACUUGUCAAAGUCAAUUUUGCGAACCGUACAUUACACGAGUGCACACGGCGCAUACCUAUUAUAUUUGCCGCAGAAUUCGUCACAGUACAUUUCCAACAGGAGGUUCAGCCGGUUGAUUAUAAAGCCAAUAAGAACUUUUAGAGUAAAAAAUCUUUUAACCAAAUACAAAAAUGGCUGAACCUAUCAAAGUGGUUGUAACCGGUGCUGCUGGCCAGAUCGCCUACUCUCUCCUUUACCAGAUUGCAUCUGGUGCAGUAUUUGGUCCCAACCAGCCUGUGUACCUCCACCUUCUUGAUAUUGCCCCCAUGAUGGGAGUCCUUGAAGGUGUGGUUAUGGAACUGGCUGACUGUGCCUUGCCCCUGCUCGCUGGUGUGCUCCCAACAGCAAAGCCUGAGGAGGCAUUCAAAGAUGUUGUUGCUGCAUUCCUAGUAGGAGCCAUGCCCAGGAAAGAGGGCAUGGAAAGGAAAGACCUCCUUGCCGCUAAUGUUCGCAUCUUCAAAGAGCAAGGUCAAGCCCUUGACAAAGUUGCCCGCAAGGAUGUCAAAGUACUUGUUGUUGGUAACCCAGCUAACACCAAUGCUCUUAUUUGCUCAAAGUAUGCUCCUUCCAUUCCCAAAGAGAACUUCACAGCUAUGACCCGUCUUGACCAGAACCGUGCCCAGUCACAGCUGGCAGCUAAGAUCGGAGUCCCUGUACAGAAUGUUAAGAAUGUUAUUAUUUGGGGCAACCACUCAUCAACCCAGUUCCCAGAUGCAUCAAAUGCUGUUGUGACUGUUGGUGGUGCUCAGAAACCAGUCCCUGCUGCUAUCAACGAUGAUGCUUAUUUGAAGUCCACAUUCGUCACAACAGUUCAGAAGCGUGGUGCUGCCGUCAUCGCCGCAAGAAAGAUGUCUUCAGCUCUUUCUGCAGCUAAAGCUGCUUCUGAUCACAUGAGGGAUUGGUUCUUGGGAAGUGGAGACCGCUGGGUGAGCAUGGGUGUUGUAUCCGAUGGUUCUUAUGGCACUCCUCGUGACGUCGUAUUCUCAUUCCCAGUCACAACCGCCAAUGGCAAAUGGAAGAUUGUUCAGGGUCUGACCAUCACAGACUUUGCGCGCCAAAUGCUUGAUGCUACAGGCAAGGAACUUGCUGAAGAGAAACAGGAGGCUUUGGAUGUCUGCAAGGAUUGACCUAGCACGUAAUUGAAACUAUAAGCAAUAUUUAGCUUUAGAAUAUACAUUGUAUAUUGAAAGAUGAGAGCAGCCUCUAUAUUAUUAUUUUUAUCACAAUCAACUCAUAUCAUUGUGAACACGCAUUUCUAAGGUCAUGAUUUUAAAAAUCGUUCCAUUAUAUCAUAUCGGACUCAAACUGUUGCUUUAUUAAUUAGGCAUUUCUUUAUUAUUGUUUUUUAUUUUCAUAUUUAACAGCAUUUAUAUUAUAUAAAAAAAAUUACGUCAUA